This is a messenger RNA of Cottoperca gobio, 1438 nucleotides long. RefSeq names its product homeodomain-interacting protein kinase 1-like. The transcript has 5 exons. Gene Ontology annotation, cellular component: cytoplasm; nucleus. Gene Ontology annotation, molecular function: ATP binding; protein serine/threonine kinase activity; protein tyrosine kinase activity. NCBI's taxonomy places the organism in Eukaryota, Metazoa, Chordata, Actinopteri, Perciformes, Bovichtidae. Gene Ontology annotation, biological process: peptidyl-threonine phosphorylation; peptidyl-serine phosphorylation. The record is from RefSeq and is a predicted model, not a curated record. The coding region runs from base 48 to 647 and encodes 199 amino acids.
GAGUGGCGCAAGUUGUUAGUAACUUGGGUUGAAACACGAGGGGAGGGAUGGCGUCUUUUGAGACGCCGUGUCUGUCCGUUCGUCAUGGAGUUCGGAUGGUACCUGAGCCUAACGUGACGUUAGAACAGGCCUCCAUGCUGAGACACCUCAUGUUACACAACCUUGACAAGUGCAACAUCAUCACGUUAUAUGAUGAGAUCUUCAUCAGCAACAGGAUGAGUUUGGUGGUUGAGAAGUUGGACAUCAGCCUGCACAACUACCUGCUGGAAACACAAGGCCUCGUGUUGUUGGAGGACAUCAGGACCGUCAUCCAACAGAUGGCCACAGCAUUAGCUGCCCUGAAAAGAGUUGGUGUAAUCCAUGGUGACGUGACGACAGAUAACAUCAUGAUGGUGGAUCGCGUGAGACAGCCCUUCAGAGUGAAACUGAUCGACUUCAGUCAGGCUAUGUUCAGCUCUCAAGCCAAACCAGGCAGGAUUCUCCAGACCCCCCAGUACAGAGCAGCAGAAAUAAUGUUGGGACUCCCUUUCUGUGAAGCCGUUGAUAUCUGGGCGCUGGGCUGUGUGAUGGGGAUCAUGAUGUUUGGCUUUGAGCUCUUCCCAACAACAACAGACUACGAUGCACAUUUCAACACAGGACCUGGUUGAUGAAAUUGCUUCCAGGAUGGUGGAAGGUGCUGGUUUGCUGGACUGCAGAAGAAGCAAUGACCAUCUCAGUGAAGCAUGUGGAGAGAACUGUUUCAAGAUGUCUGCAUCAUGGAUCAUCCUCAGUUGGACAGUGAAUAGCUUCUCAAGUAAACAACAGACACAAUGUUGACUGUAUGUGUCACUGUCCAGCAAGAGCAAGUUCAGACAGUGAGCAUGGUAGUGCACAUAUAAAGCUUACCCUAACCCUACAACAGCACCAAGGAAGGAACUUCAUCACUCAGCACUCAAUCACUAAUCAGUUCUCAAGACGUGCGGCCACAACAUGGUAGCUGCUGAGUAGUGAUCCAUGAAAUCGGAGAAAUAGUUUAUGUUAUUAGCUAAUGCUGAUUCUUUCAUCUGGCCUAAAGAGAGCAUGUUGCAGCCACAAAGAGCGCAGGGUGCGCCUGUCCCUGAAUAUCUAAUUGUACCUUGAACAGUCACAGAGCAGAGAGAUAUAAUAAUCCAUCUUUAGGAGAUUAAAAGAUAAAAGAUUCAUAUUUGUAUUAAUAUUUAAUGCCACAAAGGUUCACAAGACAUUAAAUAUAAUAAUGUUAAUUGUAUUUGUGUGUUUAUUUAUUUAGGUAUUUAGAUGUUUAAAUAUUUGUAUAUUUAUUUACUUAUGCAUUUAUUAAAAAAUGACUUAUGUACAUAUUUUUAUUGAUAUGUACUUUCAUUUAUUCACAGUGUUUAGAUAAAUAAUUCUGUUAUGUAAUGCCUCAUGUUACAGUAAAUAAAUCAAUCACAAAUUAAAU